AUGAGUUACAUUCGGUUCGCUCAGGGGAAGCGGCAGCUGCGGGUGAAGAGUGUCCGCUCGUGCUUCCAGGACGUGUUGGAGGGCCGGCUGACGGAGGAGACGUACACGGCGGAGGAGGUGAGAGAUCUGCUGAGCGGCCUGCAGGGGGCGGUCCUGAGCGAGGUGGAGCUUGAGUUGCUGAACUCCGCCCACACCAAUGUGCUCCUCCUCCAGCAGCUCCUCCUCCAGGCCCAGCACUGGCACCUGACCCUCCACACCGACGUCUCUGAGCUGGAGAACCGCCAACUGCUCGAGAGGGUGGCCGAGCUGGAGAGAGGCCAGGACCCCGCCCCUUCCUCCGCCCCCAAGCCACGCCUCACCCCCAUCGAUGGCCCCCCCGCCCAGCUCCUCCACGCCCAGCUCCUCCACGCCGAGAUCGCCCGCCUCCAGGAGGAGAACGACAAGCUGAGGGGGCGGUUCCGAACCCUGGAGGGGCGGGUCACCUCCGCCCUGGAGGACAAGAACCACGCCCAGACCGCCCUCCAGGAGCUCCGCCUGCGGGAGAAGGAGGCCCCGCCCCCGAGGGACGUCACCCAGCUGGAGGACGCCCUGAGCAGCCUGAAGGUGGAGCUGCAGAAGACGGUGGGGGAGCACAGUGCCUCCCAGAGGAAGAUAGAGGAGGAUCUGACCGGCACCAAACACCAGCUCCUCCGGGUGCGGGAACAACUGGCCCUCGCCGAGAGGGAGCUGGACAGGAAGUUCCAGGAGACCGCCGCCUACCGAAACAUGAAGGACAUGCUGAGCAAGAAGAACGAGCAGAUCAAGGAGCUCCGACGGAAGCUGUCCAACUACGAGACGCAGGACUGA
Molecule: messenger RNA, 846 nt
Organism: Staurois parvus
Lineage: Eukaryota; Metazoa; Chordata; Amphibia; Anura; Ranidae
Source: the annotation of a GenBank genome assembly